AAAUAGGUGUUCCACUGUCACUCGUACUCUCAAUUUUGGCGCCAAUUUUUGGCUUCUGCAUUCCGCUUCUCUCUGUCUCAAACCCUAGCUCUCUCUCGUUCUUAAUGUCGUUCCCCAAAACUAAGUAAACUUGCAAAAACGACGUCGCAGAAGUACAAUGAAACGAGCUUCAACAGCCCAGAGUAACCACAAUUGGGCUUCGAAACGCGCCAAAAUCAUUAGCCAAGAAUGCAAUGAAAAUAGGUAGCACGGACACUGACACUUGGACGCGGACACGGACACGGGAAACCAGUGUUGGAGUCCGAAACAGGGGAAGAUGAUUAUAUGCCUGGAAAUAUUAUUGAAAUGGAGCUUCAUAACUUCAUGACCUAUGAUCACUUAUUUUGCAAACCAGGAUCUCGCUUGAACCUUGUAAUUGGACCAAAUGGGUCGGGUAAGAGCUCUAUUGUGUGUGCAAUUGCCCUUGGUCUAGGUGGGGAGCCUCAGCUUCUCGGGAGGGCAACAAGUAUUGGAGCAUAUGUAAAACGCGGCGAAGAGUCCGCAUAUAUUAAAAUAUUUUUGAGGGGAAACACAAAAGAUGAUCGGAUCACCAUCACACGUAAAAUUGAUACACAUAACAAGUCAGAAUGGUUGUAUAAUGGAAAAGUGGUACCCAAAAGAGAGAUAGUUGAAGUAAUUCAGAGCUUCAACAUCCAAGUCAACAAUUUGACUCAAUUCUUACCACAAGACAGAGUAUGUGAGUUUGCAAAGUUAACUCCUGUCCAACUUCUAGAAGAGACUGAAAAGGCUGUCGGGGAUCCUCAACUUCCAAUUCAGCACGCUGCGCUUGUUGAAAAAAGCCGUGAGCUAAAGAUUAUUGAAGUGGCUGUAGAGAGAAAUGGGGAAACUCUUAAUCAGCUGAAGGCAGUUAAUGCUGAACUUGAAAAGGAUGUUGAGCGUGUCCGCCAAAGAGAAGAACUUCUUGAGAAGGCUGAGUUGAUGAAAAAGAAAUUGCCAUGGCUGAAAUAUGAUAUGAAAAAGGCUGAAUAUAUGGUAGCUAAAGAGCAGGAAAAAGAUGCAAAAAACAAGGUGGAGGAGGCUGUGAAAAUUCUUAGAGAUCUGAAAAAACCAAUUGACAAACUAAAGGAGGAGAAAUCUCUGCUGGAUUCUAAAUGUAAGAAAGUUCUUGGCCUCAUAACGGAUAGUGCUAAGCAACGCAUGGAAUUUGUGGAGAAAGAAAGCUUUUUGGAUGUAAAACUAAAAGGAAUAAACCGAGAUAUGGAAGACUUAAAGAGGCAAGAAGAAAACCGUCAAGCAAGAAUUCUAAAAGCUAAAGCUGAUCUUGCUGCUGCUGAGAUAGAACUUCAAAACCUGUCUAUUAAUGAGCCUCCAAAGAACGUGCUGGAAAAAUUAAAAGAUGAUAUACUGGAGCUUCAACAAUCGGCGAAUGAAAAGAGGAGGGAGAAGUCAGAAACUGAGAGGAUUCUGGAUCGAAAGAAGUGCUCUUUGAAGCAGUGCUUAGACAAGUUGAAGGACAUGGAGGAUAACAAGAACAAGCUUUUACAAGUAAUACGGAACUCUGGAGUUGAAAAGAUUUUUGAUGCUUUUAAGUGGGUGGAACAACAUCGGAAUGAAUUCAAAGCAGAAGUGUAUGGUCCUGUGUUGCUUGAGGUUAAUAUAUCGGAUCGCGUGCAUGCUGACUACUUAGAAGGUCAAGUCGCAAAUUAUAUCUGGAAGUCUUUCAUAACCCAGGAUCCUAGUGAUCGUGAUGUUUUGGUCAAAAACCUCAACACUUUUGAUGUUCCAAUUAUAAACUACACGAGGGAAAACCGUCAUAAGGAAGCCUUUCAUAUUUCUGAGAAGAUGCUCGAGCUUGGCAUCUAUAGCAGACUUGACCAAGUUUUUGACGCUCCUCAUGCUGUUAAGGAGGUCUUGAUCUGCCAGUUUGGUCUAGAAAGAUCAUAUAUUGGAUCAAAGGAAACUGAUAGGAAGGCUGAUGAGGUUUCAAAAUUGAAUAUUUUGGAUUUUUGGACUCCCGAAAAUCACUAUCGGUGGUCUGCUUCAAGAUACGGCGGUCAUCUUUCUGGGAGUGUUGAACCAGUCAAUCACUCACGUCUUCUUUUAUGUAGUUCAGAUUCUGGUGAAAUUGAAAACCUAAGGUUGAGGAAAAAUGGGCUUCAAGAAUCUGUUAAUUCUUUAGAGGAAAGUUUUAAAACGUUGCAGUUUGAGCUGAGACGCUUGGAGAAUGAAGAAGCUGAACUUCAGAAGCAACGGGAGGAGAUUAUCAGCAACGUACAACGUGAGAGGAGGAAAAAAAAGGAAUUUGAGAACCUUGUCAAUCAAAGAAAAAAUAAACUUGAGUCCCUAGAGAAAGAGGAUGACCUGGAUACGAACAUGGCAAACAAAAUCAAUGAAUCUGAAAACAUUAAAAGCAACCAGCUCCAGUGUGCUAUUAAGAUUAAGAAUCUGCUUGUUGAGGCGGUUUCUUAUAGAUGGAGCCUUGCUGAGAAUCAUAUGGCUUCCACUGAAUUUGAGGCAAAGAUAGGAGAAAGUGAAUUGAAUUUGAAGCAGCAUCAGAAGUUUGCUGAUGAAGCAUCACGGAACCAUCAGUAUUUCAUGAAGGAAGUAGAGGAACAUCGAGAGCAACUCUCAUCUGCCAAGAGAGAUGCAGAAUCAGUUUGCAUUAUUACUCCAGAACUUGAAAAGGCAUUUCUUGAGAUGCCGACGACAAUUGAGGAACUGGAAGCUGCUAUACAAGACAAUCUUUCUCAAGCUAACUCAAUUCUUUUCCUCAACCAAAAUGUAUUAGAAGAAUAUGAGCAUCGUCAAAAGAAAAUAGAAUCCAUGGGGAAAAAGCUGGAAGCUGAUAAAGAGGAACUAAAGAAGUGUUUAGCUGAAAUUGAUGCCCUGAAGAGCAGUUGGCUACCAACAUUAAGGAACCUUGUUGCUCGGAUAAAUGAAACUUUUAGUCAUAAUUUCCAGGAGAUGGCUGUUGCUGGAGAGAUUUCACUGGAUGAGCAUGACAAGGACUUUGAUCAAUUUGGAAUUCUAAUAAAAGUGAAGUUCAGGGAAGCAAGUCUACUUCAAGUUCUUAGUGCUCAUCACCAAUCUGGAGGGGAGCGUUCAGUUUCAACUAUUCUUUAUCUUGUUUCUCUUCAAGAUCUUACAAACUGCCCAUUUAGGGUAGUUGAUGAGAUAAAUCAAGGAAUGGACCCGAUAAAUGAAAGAAAGAUGUUUCAGCAGUUAGUGAGAGCUGCCAGUCAACCAAAUACUCCACAGUGUUUCUUACUCACUCCAAAGUUGCUGCCAGAUUUAGAGUACAGUGAGGCUUGUAGCAUUCUGAAUAUAAUGAAUGGACCUUGGAUUGAGCAGCCUGCUAAAGUUUGGAGCAGUGGUGAAUGUUGGAGAGCUGUUACCGGGCUGGUGGGAGAAGCUUAAUGCUGUAGACCAUUUGCCCGUGAAGAUGCCGUGACGGAAUUCUUCGACUUGAACAGUUUGUUUUGUAAAGAAAAGGCUAUUUAUAGCCUAGUUUUUUUUAACCUAGUUUGCUAAUGCUUUAGGGUAAUACAUUUUGUCCUGUAAAUAUUUAUUUAUUUACAGAGAAACACUACUCAAUCCUCUGGAGGUUAACUAUUCCUUAUGGAAAUCGUAACAGUUCGGAUCAGUAUGAUUAAUCUAAGUUAAGUUAUUUUGAUUGGUGAA
Molecule: messenger RNA, 3681 nt
Organism: Mercurialis annua (annual mercury)
Lineage: Eukaryota; Viridiplantae; Streptophyta; Magnoliopsida; Malpighiales; Euphorbiaceae
Product: structural maintenance of chromosomes protein 5
Exons: 31
Coding region: 325-3417 (1030 amino acids)
Biological process (GO): double-strand break repair via homologous recombination
Cellular component (GO): Smc5-Smc6 complex
Molecular function (GO): ATP hydrolysis activity; ATP binding
Source: RefSeq, a predicted model, not a curated record